Molecule: messenger RNA, 1170 nt
Organism: Rotaria sp. Silwood2
Lineage: Eukaryota; Metazoa; Rotifera; Eurotatoria; Philodinida; Philodinidae
Source: the annotation of a GenBank genome assembly
AUGAGUGGAGAAUUUGAUUUUCGGGCAUUACUGCUCAAAAUACAAGAUCGUCUAUCCGACAACGAUCGACUUCGUUUUCUUUUUCUUCUUGGUGAAGACGUUCCCAGAUAUGUGCGUGAUGAUCCACCACUUAUUGGAGCGCUUCGUGCACUGGAAUCUCUUUUCGACAAGGCAAUAAUCAACGCUCAAGAUUGUGAUUACCUUAUUAAAGCAUUCAAGACAAUAGGUUGUAAUGAUGCUGCAAAACGGCUUCAAGUGGUUCCCAAUAUUCCUACCAAUGCGCGAUGGGCACAAAAUGGGACGACUGUUGCUGGAGGCCCUGGCCCUGGCUCUGCUGCUGAUCGACUCUUCUACCCUUAUGGUCUUUCCAUUGAUGAUGAUCAAACGAUGGUCAUCGCUGACUCAUGGAACCAGCGUAUUAUGCAGUGGAAAAUGGGUGAUAAGAUCGGACAAGUGGUAGCUGGUGGCCAUGACAACGGAAGUCGACUGAAUCAAUUGAAUUAUCCAACCGAUGUUUUGAUCGAUAACGAGACGGAUAGACUCAUUAUCUGUGAUCGAGAUAAUAGUCGAGUCGUACAAUGGUCUCGUUCUAGUGGCACCAUUCAAGGAGAAAUCCUUAUGGACAAUAUCGCUUGUUGGGGGUUGACUAUGGAUGCUCACAGAUGUCUCUAUGUUCCUGACUGGAAAAAACAUGAAGUUAGACGAUAUGAAAUAGGAGAGAAGCAUGGAACGGUUGUGGCUGGUGGCCAUGGCCAAGGUGCUGCUCUCAAUCAACUCAACGAACCUACCUACAUCUUUGUCGAUCAACAACAAACUGUAUACGUGUCAGACAACAACAAUCAUCGUGUGAUGAAAUGGAAUAAAGGUGCAACAGAAGGAAUUAUCGUCGCUGGGGUUCAAGGCUACCAGAAUGCUCUGUCACAAAUGCGGCAUCCUAACGGACUGUUCGUCGAUACGUUGGAUACCGUCUAUGUGGCAGACACAUAUAAUCAUCGAGUUAUGCGUUGGCCUAAAGGAGCGAAAGAGGGCACUGUUAUUGUGGGUGGAAAUGAUAAAGGCCCGCGAGCUGAUCAGUUCAACUUGCCGACAGGUUUGUCCUUUGAUCGCCAUGGUAAUCUGUAUGUCGCCGACCGUUUGAAUAGUCGAGUUCAACAAUUUACUAUCGAGUAA